Lepisosteus oculatus (spotted gar) is the source of this 3897-nucleotide messenger RNA. RefSeq names its product myosin-IIIb. Gene Ontology annotation, biological process: peptidyl-serine phosphorylation; regulation of actin filament length. Gene Ontology annotation, cellular component: myosin complex. NCBI's taxonomy places the organism in Eukaryota, Metazoa, Chordata, Actinopteri, Semionotiformes, Lepisosteidae. Gene Ontology annotation, molecular function: ATP binding; protein binding; protein serine/threonine kinase activity. The record is from RefSeq and is a predicted model, not a curated record.
AUAACCAGCUGAGCGUAUUUAAUCCAUUUAUUGGGACCCACCUUAACUGAUGUUUUUGCUGUGAGAGAGAGGGGGAGGAGUUGCACAGCACUUUAAACUGAACUCGAAGCAAUCAAAGCACAAGGCGAAUAGUAUUUAACGUUUUAUUGUAAAACUAGCUUAAUUUAUGUAUGUAUUAUAUUUUCUGUGGUUUGUUGUGAAAACGGGAUGUGACAUGCCCACAGGAGGAAACUUUAUGCGUUUUUCAGAAGCUGUAGAUGGAAAAAGAAUUUAAACAUCUUUGUUUAGUGGGGACGGAAGCACAGUAUCUCACAACGUCGCUUCAAAGAGUCCUGAGGAGGAGAGAAACUUAGCAGUCAUUUUUUUUUAUCAUUACAACGUGCCACUGAAAGAAAAUGCCAGCAGACUCUCAAGAGGAUUUGGCAACUCUAUCUGAUCUGGAUGAGAAAAGCUUGUUGGAAUCUCUAAGUAAUCGAUUUCAGCAAAAUCACAUAUAUACAUACAUUGGGGAUAUCUUGGUAGCCAUAAAUCCAUUUAAAUAUCUUCCACUCUAUGAAAAAGCGGUAUCGGAAAAAUAUAAAAACCAUGAAAAAAGCUCUUUGCCUCCCCAUAUUUUUGCUAUCGCUGACAGAUCUUACCAGUCCAUGCUAGGAAGGCUGGCAACUGGACCCAAAAACCAAUGUAUUGUUAUCAGUGGCGAGAGUGGCGCAGGGAAGACGGAAAGCACCAAGCAUCUGCUGAGACACCUCAUGGAGCUGUGCAAAGCCAACUCUCAGCUGGAGCAGCAGAUCCUCCAGGUCAAUCCCCUGCUGGAAGCGUUUGGUAACGCUCAGACUGUCAUGAAUGACAACAGCAGCAGAUUUGGAAAGUACAUUCAACUCCGUUUCCAGAGCGCGUCAGUAAAGGGUGCCAAAAUCAAUGAAUACUUGCUGGAGAAAUCGCGUGUGGUACAUCAGGAUGAGGGGGAAAGAAAUUUUCACAUCUUCUACUGCAUGUUGGCUGGGACUUCCAAAGAAGAUAAGGAAAUCUAUGGACUCUUGGAUCCAACCCAGUACAGAUAUCUUAAUGGCCAAUACGGCACAGAGGAGAUGGUGAGCUACUGGAGUAAAAAGUACAGUGAGGUGUGCAAUGCUAUGGAUAUGGUUGGAUUCGAAGAACAGGAGCAAGUGGACAUGAUGACAAUCCUGGCUGGGAUCUUGUCUCUAGGGAACAUUAUGUUUGAGCCACAGGACAAUGAGAUGCUGAAAGUUACAGCAAAGUCUGUUGGUUGGCUCAAAGCUGCUGCAGGACAGUUUGGGGUCCAGGAAGAGGAACUGCUGAAAAGCCUGAUUUGCACUAUGUCAGUUACUAGAGGGGAGUCCAUUCGCAGGUACCACAAUCAACAGCAAGCCGAAGACGCACGCGAUUCCAUUGCCAAAGUAGCCUACGGUAGAGUGUUUGGCUGGAUUGUGAGUAAAAUCAAUGAACUUCUGGCCCCCAAUGUGGAUUCUAAUGUAGAGCUAAUGGAAAUAGGAAUCUUGGACAUCUUCGGAUUUGAGAAUUUUGCUGUGAACCGCUAUGAACAGCUAUGCAUUAACCUUGCAAAUGAACAGCUGCAGUAUUUCUUUAACCAUCACAUCUUUUUAAUGGAGCAAAAUGCAUAUAAAGAGGAGAACAUUAAAUGGAGCACAAUUGAAUUUAAAGACAACAAACCCAUCCUGGAACUUUUCUUGGCAAAGCCUUUUGGGAUUUUCUCUCUGCUGGAUGAGCAAAGUACAUUUCCUCAGGCAACAGACAGUAAUUUUGUUGACAAGCUCAACGGCAAAUUCAAGGGGAACCCACACUACGAAAUUGUCAGAGGUCAUAACCCUCUGUUCACGGUUGUGCACUAUGCUGGAAAGGUUCAGUAUAAUGCCAGCGGAUUUUUGGAAAAAAACCGGGACACGAUCCCAGCCAGUAUCCGGGGGCUAUUUAUCAACAGUGUUACACCCUUGCUCAGCGUGCUUUUUGCAGCUACAAUAUCCAGAACUGGCACAUUAAUGCCACAACGAAGAGCCAAGGUCUUGCAGGCUGCAGAAGACAAUUUUAACUCGACCAGAAAGCAAUCUGUAGGUGCCCAGUUCAAGCAUUCUUUGGCUGUGUUGAUGGAGAAAAUGUUUGCAGCGAAUCCACAUUUUGUUCGGUGCAUAAAACCAAACACAAACAAGCUGCCAGAUAAAAUGGACCCAAAGAUUUUAAUGGACCAGUUGAGGUAUAAUGGCUUAUUGGAGACCAUUCGCAUAAGGAGAGAUGGAUUUUCCUGGCGGCCCUCCUUUGAGGAAUUUGUAAAAAGGUACGGCAUUCUCCUGAUUAAGCCAGAUCUGCCUUUAAACAAAGAAAGCUGUUUACAGAUUCUGAAUACCACUGACCUCAAAGACUGGAAAUGUGGAUCCUCACGGCUGUUCUUUAAAUAUUGGCACCAAGAGCAGCUGACUAAACUCUUAGACAGACUGGAAAAGGCAGCCAUAGUCAUCCAGAAAAAUGUCCGUGCAACGAGAGGCCGGAGGAGGUACAUCGCGCUCCAGGCUGAGCUGCGCAAGCAGAGGCAGCUGCAGCUGGAGAGGGAGGAGGAGCAGCGGAGGCAACAGCAGCAGCAGCAACAGCAGGAGGAGGAGGAGAUGAAGAGACAGCUGGAGAUGGAGCAGGAGAAUCACAGACCACCUGUGCCUUUGCCAAGAACGAAAAAGCCUCACCCUCAGCCCAGACCACGCACCAUUUUAGUGGAGGACAACAUACCUCCCCUGCAUCCUCCAGUGCCCAGGCCUCGCAGCAGACAAUUUAUGGCCACACCAUUUGACAAUGACCUGAAUAUAAAGAAUGGUUUUGUCACACUGGGAAACACUGAAGUAGAGGAAGCAGCGACAGAGCGACAGAUUAAAAAGAAGAACACCAUCCGAUGGUUUAAGGAGACGCAGGCCAGGAAGGUGGUCAGAAACGGAACCUUUCCAAACUGGUUUCAUGGCAUGAUUACACGCAGACAAGCUGAAGAUUUCAUUGCUGAUAAGCCCCUUGGCUGUUUCUUGAUUCGUGUUGGCCAGAGUCGAGAAGGAUACACAUUAACGUACAGGGGUAAAGACCGUUGCCGACACUACAUGAUUGAGAUGCAGACGAACGGCAAGUAUGUCAUACUUGGAGAAGACCGGGCCCAUGCCUCCUUGCCCGACUUGGUGGAGUACCACAAGAACGUUGGCAUCAAACCCUUCAUGGAGCUGCUCACGGUGCCCUGUGGACAGAUAUGCGAGCAGGAGCCUGACUAUGAGGAGCUGAAGAACCUCAUGCUGAAGCCCUGCUCACAGGCUGACGGAGGCCAUGACAGCUCGGACGAGUCUGUGUCUGACCGUGGCCACCUUGAGCUCCUAAAACUCUUUAUUCCUCCCAAUCCAACCCACACAUUAGAGGCCCAAGUGCCCCCGGUACUGAAAAAAAUUUCAGAGAGGAAGCUCCGGACUGAAGCUCAGGAAAUCCAGAAAAAUGUGACUGGAGGCCAGGAAGCAAAUGAUGACCAGAGUAACAAGAGUAAUCGCCCCUUCCCUCGCUUGUAUCCAUCUAUCCGCCUUGCCAUGAGAGAGAUUCAGCAGGUCCAACAGCACUUUUCUGACUGCAAGAAAGAUCUAGAGGUGAAACAUUCCAGUCACAAUUCCUAGCAUAACAAAUAAAGACUCCUAACACAAAAGCAAACUUUUAAACCUCCAGAUGAACAUGCACUUUUUACAGUAGUAUGAAACAGGGCAGGGAAUUAUUUGAAUGUGAAUUACAGAAAUCUAUUAGCUGACCCUGAUUUUAAGGUUAUCUCAUGUCAUAGUUGUAUGUUUUGUAAGUUCCUGUGUAUAUGUAAGUUUGAAUUCUGUACUUAGUGAAUAAAACCUUUUUUGUAUUAUA